UCCGCAUUCAGUUAGUUCAGUUAACAGCGAAAAGUCGACAUAUUUGGACGUACAAAAAUAUAUUGAUUAGAAAAUUACAUUAACCCACGAUGCCACCACCGCCACACGAUCAUUGCGGAGGACCACCCCCUCGCCGAGGUCCCAUCAUUAAGGUCCAGAUCGCACCUCCAUGGCCGCGUCGCCACCACCGCCCACCACCCCAAGUUGUGGUGGUGCAGCAGCCGCCUCCACCACCACCGCCAGUUAUGGUGGUGCAGCAGGCGCCACCCCCUCCGUACUACCAGUAUCCACCGCCCCCACCUCCCGGGGGCAACCAUUACCACAACCCACAAUAUUGAAAAUGAACCUUAAUCUGAAUUUAUUAUAAAUAGCAUUAGUAAACAAAUAAAUAUGAACAAUAAAGUAUAUAUACAUAUAUAAA
Drosophila rhopaloa is the source of this 421-nucleotide messenger RNA. RefSeq names its product neural Wiskott-Aldrich syndrome protein. Lineage: Eukaryota; Metazoa; Arthropoda; Insecta; Diptera; Drosophilidae. The record is from RefSeq and is a predicted model, not a curated record. The transcript has a single exon. The coding region runs from base 90 to 338 and encodes 82 amino acids.